AUGAGAAUUUCCCCGGCAUGCCUCUCACUCCCAUCCUGCCUGCUGCUUGUCAGCUUGGCGGUUGAUGUGGUUGCUAGUCCAAACCCUCUACCCAAGUCCAGAUGGGUACGCCAGGGUCGAGGGCGUAAGCCUUCCACGCAUAACCUGCAGACCCGGGAUGCGGAAUGCGUCGAGAACAAUGCCACCCAUAUUGCAGCUCCGUUUCAGAAUGUCUGGGACGAACUAUCCAAUGUUGAGGCAGCCUCGGUUGUGCAGUGGCUCUUUCAACAGCCAGAGCUCAACCUCACAGUCAGUGACGAUGCUGGCCCCUGGGACAACACCAUCCAGCUGGUUGAGUUGAUGCGACCCAACAAAACCGAUGUCCUACAGUAUCUCGAUCAUUCAGGCUCUCCUCCAGCCCGCUAUGCCCACGCAGUCCUUGCUCAUCGCGCUUCUGAGGAGCCGUAUUAUGCUGAUAUUCUCGUUGGCCCUUUGCCCGUGAAGAAUGGUACAACUACCUGGGAACCACUGGAAUAUCCCUAUACCCGCAAGACACUUGGUCGUGUUCGUACCCUUGAUGCAGACACAGAACUCCAGCAGGAAUGGCUUUACAAUAUAAGUGCCACCAUCGCUGACAUCACCCUGGAUCUCUGGAACGGCACCGCACUCGGCCUUGACAAUGACACACUGGAUAUCUGGGGCAUUGACCCCUAUUGGCAGGAUGAUGGUCAUAUCGUCCGAUGGGAUGGCUUCUGGGGUAUCCCUACCGACAAGUUUGACAUGGAAACUUUGCUUCCCCUUGGACUUUACAUAAAAUCGGAUGUGACUGGUCGUGAUCCAUCGAAGUGGAAGCACGAAGGUUGGCUGUACAAUGACAUCUACUAUGAGACCACUGAGGAAUUUCGCAAGGCGUACUAUUCUCCAGGCUUUGUCAAGCUGGGUGCCAACAUCGAAGGUGCUUGGGGUCAGACGGGUCGUGAAGGCCCCGUGCUCCCUCAGGAUGCCAAUUAUCCACCAGUGGCUGUUGCUCCAUCUGGAGCACGAUAUUCGGUUGAUACGGAGCGGAAAUAUGUCACCUGGAUGGACUUCUCCUUCUACGUUAGUUUCUCACGGGAUACAGGUGUGUCUUUAUAUGAUAUCCGGUAUAAGGGACAGCGAGUUCUGUAUGAACUGGGACUCCAAGAAGCCCUAGCACACUAUGCAGGAAAUGACCCUGUACAGUCUGGGACGUCAUAUCUCGAUAGCUAUUACGGGUUUGGACCGUAUGCAUUUCAACUACUCAAGGGAUAUGAUUGUCCUGCCUAUGCUACGUAUCUUAACAGUUCUUUCUAUGUAUCCGAGACGACGCAUACGCAUGUUGAUAGCAUUUGCCUUUUUGAGUUUGAUGCCGACUUCCCCAUUCAACGCCACAGUACCUCGUGGUAUGUGAGCAAUACCAAGAAUGUGUAUUUCACUCUACGGUCGGUUUCCACUGUAGGUAACUAUGACUACAUGUUCAGCUAUUCCUUCUACCUGGACGGCUCCAUUGGCGUCGAAGUACGCGCCUCUGGUUAUAUCCAGUCCGCCUACUUUGCUAAUAACCAUGAUUAUGGCUAUCAUAUCCAUGACUUCCUAUCAGGAUCAAUGCAUGAUCACGUUCUGAACUUCAAGGCAGACUUUGACAUUUUGGGGCUCAACAAUACGGUGGAAUUAAUGAAGCAGGUGCCCGUCACCAAGAACUAUCCAUGGUCAGGAGGAAAAGCCCGCAACACGAUGAUGCUGAAACGUUCCAUUGUCGAGAACGAGGAUGUAGGACGUUUCAACUGGGAUGCCAACUCGGCUACGCAGGUCCGUGUGGUAAACAUGGACGAGCGCAACAAGUAUGGCGAGUACCGGGGGUACCGUAUUCUCCCGGCAACUGGCACAGUGCACCUUACUGUCAAGGACUCGAGCAAUCUCGUGAAUGCCGCGCAAUGGGCCGGAUAUGAUGUUCAGGUGACCAAACAACAUGACUACGAACCCCGAGCGGCCCAUUCGUACAACACGCAGGAUGUCUUCGACCCACCCAUCAACUUUAACGAAUUCUUCAACAGCGAAAACAUCACGCAGACUGACCUCGUCCUGUGGCUCAACCUGGGAAUGCAUCACAUUCCUCACACAGGCGAUCUCCCCAACACUGUGUUCACGACGGCACACUCAGGCGUGCAGUUUAUGCCACUUAAUUAUCUCCUCGGUGAUCCCAGUCGCCAGAGCAGUAACCAAGUGCGCAUCGACUACAGUGAUGGCAACGUCACUGCCGUGGAUCUGUUUGGACAGCAUGCAGGGAGCUGCGAUCUUGAUUUCACCCCUGGUACGGCGGAUCUGUGGAACUAUCACGGAGAUGUGGUUGUGCGAAAGUUCCCUUAUGACCCGAAUGAUCCGUUUUAUGAAACGGACAGCAUUUUUUGA
Monascus purpureus is the source of this 2406-nucleotide messenger RNA. The record is from the annotation of a GenBank genome assembly. NCBI's taxonomy places the organism in Eukaryota, Fungi, Ascomycota, Eurotiomycetes, Eurotiales, Aspergillaceae.